Molecule: messenger RNA, 1145 nt
Organism: Culicoides brevitarsis
Lineage: Eukaryota; Metazoa; Arthropoda; Insecta; Diptera; Ceratopogonidae
Product: neurofilament heavy polypeptide-like
Exons: 3
Coding region: 63-1145 (360 amino acids)
Source: RefSeq, a predicted model, not a curated record
GAUCGUUGUGAAAUUGUAAAUAAGAACAAAAAUUGCCGAAAAUUAAUUAAAAAUUAGAAAAAAUGAGCGACAUUGUGUCCCAAAUCGAUGCAAUUCUCGCCGAAAAUCCCACACAAGAGAUGUCGGAAUGGUACAACCAAGGAUUAAACCUAAUCGAAAAACAAGCAAACAAAGAGGAAGAACUCAAAAAAUGGUCAAAACGAGCAAAAAAAGAAAUCGAGUCGCUAAAGAAAAUUCUGCUCGAAAAAAAUCAAAAAAUCACAGAAUUAGAAAUUAAUUUUAGUAAAUUGUCUGCGGAACAUGAAUCCUUAAAGACUGAAUAUCAACAGUUGAAAGCCUCAAUUCGUACUAAAGAAUCGCCAAAAUCACAAAAAAAUCGCAGAAAAAGCUCUUCCAAGUCGCCAAACGAGAACAAAGAACCCGAAAAGUCAAAACGUCUCAAAGGCGAUUGGAUCGGAAAAACUUCUCCGCCGCUGAUUGACAAACGUCGUUCAUUAAGUCUCACAAAAGCAUCAAAACUCAAGCAAACCCAACUGAAUUUCAAACCUCCUCGCGAUUCUGAUGAAACAUUUUGCUCAGAACUCGAAGAUCUCACGCCGCCUUUGGAGGAACAAAAUUUCCAAAAGAGCCCGAGUCGUUUUCGGUGCGAUCAAAAGUCAUGGAAAAAGUUGAAAGAAGUGAAAAAGGAAAAAUUAGAUGAGAAAAAUCCUUUUGAUUGCUUUCAACGUCCUGCAAAACCGCAAAAAGAAGAAUCGCAAGGCAUGAAUACUGCCGUUCUUUUUCCCUCCGAUGACUCUUGUGAGUCAGAUUGUGUCUUGUUGCCAACGCAGAAGCCCGAAGUGAUAUCAAUUAAUGACACUGUGAUUCAACCGUCGAUUAUGAGAACAAGUAGCAGUUCAGGUUUAAUAGCUAAAAAGGAGGAAGAUCCGGAAAAUAUUAAAACGCCAUCGCCUCCGAAAAGAAAACUGGAAUGGGUUCCCGGAUUUUGCUCAAAAUGUGUUGAGUACUACAACGAAAUCUUGCCAAAUGGAUUUGAUAAGAACCAUCCUAACGUAGUGCCUUGCUCACAUGAACUGGGACGACGAGGAAGACCUGAUACCCCCGAAGGUUUUUGGAAUCCCAUUUUCACGCCCACACAAAAAUAA